Messenger RNA from Laetiporus sulphureus 93-53, 572 nucleotides. RefSeq lists its product as uncharacterized. The transcript has a single exon. The record is from RefSeq and is a predicted model, not a curated record. Lineage: Eukaryota; Fungi; Basidiomycota; Agaricomycetes; Polyporales; Laetiporaceae. Bases 129 to 455 code for a protein of 108 amino acids.
ACCGAUUCAAUUGGGGACCCUAUUCAGGCCCAAGUAGGUUAUUCAUCUGCCGGGUUGCUAUCCAGUAGUGAUGUGAUCAACGCGACGUGUUACGUAAAUCGCUAUAAAGUCUCCGACGAUGACGGCCUAUGCGAGACAGCAUACGCGACAAGCACCACGGCUGGCGCUCUGUGCUUCGCUGCAAUGAUAUGCAUGGAAGAAAACAUGUCGAUGCUCGUCCACGCUGCGAUGGAAGACAGACCUUCUCAGUCUGCUGUCCUGCGGCUGUGCCGAUUUCCUCAUAUCGGAAGCAGACGUCCCUCACAUGGCCACCACUGAUGGUGCGGGUCUCCACAGCUGGAUGCACACUGUCCGUUGUGGUCAGCGCCGUGUGUGAGCUUGCGACGAUCAGCGCCACUGUGCGCACCCGAUACAAAGCGUACGGCCAGCAGCUGGGAAGGCACCGAAAUGCUUAAAUACUCAAGUUCAAGAGUCACAUUUGCGCCUCUGCUACCAUAAUGUCUCUUGCGCUGCUCAAGAUCCCCAUGCUGUUCAUCGCCGCCGCCGCAAUCCAUGUCUCCAGCGCUGCACCC